Molecule: messenger RNA, 1431 nt
Organism: Hibiscus syriacus
Lineage: Eukaryota; Viridiplantae; Streptophyta; Magnoliopsida; Malvales; Malvaceae
Exons: 5
Coding region: 1-1431 (476 amino acids)
Molecular function (GO): nucleic acid binding
Source: RefSeq, a predicted model, not a curated record
AUGAACAACGAUCAAAACCAAGGAGCUCAACAAGUGCAAGAUCCAAUAGAUCCAAAUGGCACUGCAAAUCGGAAUGCUGGAAUUGUACCCCAACCUAGAGCUAUUCGAGAUCACUUAACUCCUACCUUGGAUGAUCUCAACCCUAUGAUUUUUCCUUCUUCGAGGCUUGGAACAUGGAAGAAGGCACAAGAGACAUUCGAACUAGAUGCUAAGGAUUCUAUGUCCGCCCAACUCUCCGCUAUCACAAAUGUGUUGAAGAAUAUGAAACGUUCCAGUAAGAAGAAGUCAUACCCCCCACCACCCUUCCCGCAAAGGCUGAAGAAGCAUAAUGAUGAUGUUCAACUCAAGAAUUUUGUUGAGAUUCUUGACCAACUUUAUAUCAAUGUCCAACUCAUGGAAGCUAUUGAUAAAAUGCCCACAUACGCCAAAUUUCUCAAGGAAAUUGUUACCAAGAAGAGAAAAUUCAAGAAGUUUGAGACAAUUGCCACAUCAAAAGAAUAUUGCUCUGCCUUGAGCAAGCUAUCAUUGAAACAAAAAGAUCCAUGCAACUUUAUUAUUUCAUUCUCUAUAGGAGAGAACUAUGUUGGAAAAGCCUUGUGUGACCUUGGAUCAAGCGUGAAUCUAAUGCCCAAGUCAAUAUUUUACAAGCUUGGAAUAGGAAAUGCGAUACCUACCUUUGUUAUUUUGCAACUAGCUGAUCGUUCCCAUGUUCGUCUUGAGGGGAAUAUCAAGGAUGUCAUAGUAAGGGUGGACAAAUUCGUACUUCUAGCUUACUUCCUUAUACAUGAUUGCGAGGUUGAUGUAAAUAUACCCAUACUUUUGGGAAGGUCUUUCCUAGACAUGGGACGUAUUCUUAUUGAUUGUGAGAAAGGCGAACUCACUAUGCGAGUAGCUAAUCAGAGUGUGAUUGUGAAUGUCUUUCGUUCUCUUAAAUAUGUGGAUGAUUUUGAAGAAUGUCAGAGCAUUCCGGAAGCGGGCUUAAUGAUAGAAGAAGCUGAGCAAUUUUUCCAUAUCAAUUUCACACAACUGGUUGAUUAUGAAGAGCUUAUGAAAGAGGAUAACAAAGAGGAGGCUGAGGAAUUCCCCAUAGAGGUUUUGAAGUGUUGUGAAGAGGCUAACCUGGUGUUGUAUUGGGAAAAAUGUCACUUCAUGGUGACUGAAGGUGUUGUGCUAGGCCACAAAAUUUCACACAAGGGUAUUGAGGUGGAUAUAGCUAAAAUUGAGGAGAUCGAGAAGUUAUAUCCAUCGACCACUGUCAAGGUGGACUACGUGUCCAAGUGGGUUGAAGCAAUUACUACGCCAACGAAUGAUUCAAAGAUUGUGCUUAAGUUCCUUCAUAACUACAUCUUUAAGAAAUUUGGUGCACAUAGAGCUAUCAUCAGUGAUAAGGGCACCCACUUUGACAACAAGUUAAUUGCCAAAACAUUGUAG